Rhizophagus irregularis DAOM 181602=DAOM 197198 is the source of this 457-nucleotide messenger RNA. Lineage: Eukaryota; Fungi; Glomeromycota; Glomeromycetes; Glomerales; Glomeraceae. The record is from RefSeq and is a predicted model, not a curated record.
ACCCCUAUCUUUUUUUCCCCAAACAAAUGUGAGAAAAAUGUGAAAGGAGGUCUAGUUGCAACACAGGACCAGCUCUAAAAGUAAAUAGUGCCGACAAAAGUACUAUAUGUUAUGAAAGGCUGAGGGAGUCACAAUUUUGAGAUAGCCAGGCGUAAAACCAACUAUAUGUAUUUCCGGUAGAUCUACAUGUGAAAAGCAAGUUAUAAAGCAUGUAGGAGUAUGUGGAAGUUUCCCGCGAAAAAAUUAAGUGAAAUGUUCGAUAAGACCGAGGUGCCUGAUAAGCCCAAGACUUCUGACAAGCUUGAAAAGUUUCUCCUUAGUGAGGAAGCGAGUGAUAUCUUCGAAGUACCGAUAUCUAAUGCUAAUAACAAUCGAGUUUCUUCUCUUGCGGAUGAAAUUCCUAAUUCUCGGAUCAAUAAGCAUCGAAAAACUUGACAAUUUGCCAAGUGAAUGUUGC